AAUUCGGGCGGAGCUCAGGAUUGUGGGGUGGAGCCCUGGCGAGGGGGCGGGGCCCACCCUGAGAGAGCCCGGAGAAGACCGGAAGUCGCUCCGCCUCCGCCCGCCCUCGUGCUCCCUCCAGCCCCUCCGCAGCUCCGUGCGCGAGGUCGUGUCCCGGAAGUGAAGGGGCCAUGUUGAUGGGUGACCCCGAGAGAGGCACCAGGCGAAAAGCGGGUCCCGAGGAGUGGUAGCGCGCGCGGCCUGCGGCGUGACACCAAGCCCCUGCCAAUCCCCCAUGGCCCCGUGGAGCCGAGAGGCGGUGCUGAGUCUUUACCGGACUCUCUUGCGCCAGGGUCGAGAACUUCGCUACACUGAUCGAGACUUCUACUUUGCCUUCAUCCGCCGUGAGUUCCGGAAAAAUCAGAAGCUAGAAGAUCCUGAGGCCCGGGAGAAGCAGCUGGAAAAGGGCCUGGUCUUUCUCCAAAGCAAACUGGGGGGGAUUAUUUAGGAUCCUCUCCUUUUCCCUCCUCCCCAGUUCCGAGAGAAAAGAUAAAGGUGCCUUCUGUAGACACUCCUGCUCUCUCCCAUCCCUACCUCACAGAUGCAUUAAGAAGCCUCAGGUGAGCAAUGGCAGGCGCUGGUGAGCGCAAAGGCAAGAAGGAUGACAAUGGCAUCGGCACAGCCAUUGACUUUGUGCUCUCCAAUGCCCGGCUGGUGCUGGGGGUGGGUGGAGCGGCCAUGCUGGGCAUCGCCACACUGGCGGUUAAGCGGAUGUAUGAUCGAGCGAUCAGUGCCCCUACCAGCCCCACUCGCCUGGGCCAUUCGGGGAAAAGGAGCUGGGAAGAACCAAACUGGAUGGGCUCCCCCCGGUUGCUAAACAAGGACAUGAAGACAGGCCUGAGCCGGUCCCUGCAGACCCUUCCCACUGACUCCUCAGCCUUUGACACAGAUACAUUCUGCCCUCCCCGGCCCAAGCCAUUGGCCAGGAAGGGCCAGGUAGACUUGAAGAAGUCACGACUCCGCAUGUCCCUGCAGGAGAAACUUCUUACUUACUACCGGAACCGGGCAGCCAUCCCUGCUGGAGAGCAGGCUCGGGCCAAACAAGCUGCUGUGGACAUAUGUGCUGAGCUCCGGAGCUUCCUGCGGGCCAAGCUGCCUGACAUGCCACUUCGGGACAUGUACUUAAGUGGCAGCCUCUAUGAUGACCUGCAGGUGGUGACAGCUGACCACAUCCAACUUAUUGUGCCACUUGUGCUGGAACAGAAUCUAUGGUCAUGUAUCCCUGGCGAGGACACCAUCAUGAAUGUCCCUGGCUUCUUCCUGGUUCGUCGUGAGAAUCCAGAGUACUUUCCUCGUGGUAGCAGUUACUGGGACCGCUGUGUAGUGGGGGGCUACCUCUCUCCAAAGACAGUGGCAGACACAUUUGAGAAGGUAGUGGCUGGCUCCAUCAAUUGGCCAGCCAUAGGGUCUCUCUUGGACUAUGUGAUCCGACCGGCACCACCCCCAGAGGCCCUGACACUGGAAGUACAGUAUGAGCGGGACAAGCAUCUUGUCAUUGACUUUCUACCAUCGGUGACCCUUGGUGACAUAGUCUUGGUGGCCAGACCACAUCGGCUAGCCCAGUAUGACAACUUGUGGCGGCUGAGCUUGCGUCCUGCUGAGACGGCACGCCUGCGGGCUUUGGACCAAGCUGAUUCGGGCUGCCGAUCUCUGUGCCUCAAGAUCCUUAAGGCCAUAUGCAAGUCCACUCCGGCUCUGGGCCACCUCACUGCCAGCCAGCUAACCAACGUCAUCCUCCAUUUGGCCCAGGAAGAGGCUGACUGGUCUCCAGAUAUGCUGGCCGACCGUUUCCUGCAGGCCCUGAGGGGACUCAUCAGCUACUUAGAGGCCGGAGUCCUGCCUAGUGCCCUAAACCCCAAGGCGGAGCGUUCAGAUGGUCUUGAUGAGGACUCACCUCCAGGAUGGAAGGACCCUGGGGAAGGCCUGAGGGGGUCCUGGCAAUAGGGAUUCCUGCAUGUCUGCAGCUCUCUGCCAUGGUACUUCCUUGGGACUCCGACUUGGCUGAGAACUUCUGAUUUGUUGGGACUCUGCCCUUUUGCCUGAAGCUCAAGGCCAAGGAGAAUGGUAAGAGACUUAGCACUAGAGCUGCCCCCCUGCACCAGGCUGGGAGGCUGUAGCCCUUUUAGAUUCUGCUUGCUCUAAGUAGACAGGAUACCAUACAGAUGGGUUCUGUGGUCAACUGUGCACUGAGUGGUCGCCUUUUCAUUUUGAGCAUCUUGUAGUCUUUAGAUUCUUGGUCCCUGAGCCAAGCCCACAACUUGCCUUCUGGUCACUUGCCUGCCCCCCAGUGGUGGUUGAUGUGUUAGCUGGUAAAUUUGGAAUCAGUCACCAGUCUUUCUGUCCUGUCUUGGCUAAGUCUAUAUAGGAGCAGCUUAGCCCUGAGACCCAGAGAACUGCUGUUCUUUUUCCCUUCAGGGAGGAAGUAAAACUGGGGAUUACAAUGCCCUUGCACAGCAUGGGAAGAAGAAAAUAAAACUCUCCUUUCCAACAGC
Messenger RNA from Carlito syrichta (Philippine tarsier), 2531 nucleotides. RefSeq names its product mitochondrial elongation factor 1 (gene MIEF1). The transcript is spliced from 7 exons. Gene Ontology annotation, cellular component: mitochondrial outer membrane. The record is from RefSeq and is a predicted model, not a curated record. The coding region runs from base 607 to 1983 and encodes 458 amino acids. Gene Ontology annotation, biological process: mitochondrion organization; positive regulation of mitochondrial fission. Lineage: Eukaryota; Metazoa; Chordata; Mammalia; Primates; Tarsiidae.